Molecule: messenger RNA, 1608 nt
Organism: Ophidiomyces ophidiicola
Lineage: Eukaryota; Fungi; Ascomycota; Eurotiomycetes; Onygenales; Onygenaceae
Gene: ABD1
Product: mRNA cap guanine-N7 methyltransferase
Exons: 2
Coding region: 1-1608 (535 amino acids)
Biological process (GO): 7-methylguanosine mRNA capping
Cellular component (GO): nucleus
Molecular function (GO): mRNA 5'-cap (guanine-N7-)-methyltransferase activity
Source: RefSeq, a predicted model, not a curated record
AUGGAUUCCAAUGAGGCUGCCGUGCCGGAGGCACCUUCUCAAACAGCUAAAAGUGAAAACUCAAAAAUAAACACUGACCGUACUACUGAUGCGCAGAGCAACAAGCGAAAACUACCAGUGGCAGAUGCACCUACGGAGAACCCGACCUUCGAUAAAGAUCAGCCUCGUGUGAAGCGCAAGAGGAUCCAGGAGCGGCUUCAUAAACAUCGGAAACGCGGGAAGACCCCUCCCGCUGCUUAUUCUCGCCGCGACGACUUCUCUUCUCAAGCUCAACAACAUGAAGCGUUACCUAAGUCACCUUCACCUUUACGACGGUCGGCGUCCCCAGACGCUCCCGUACGUCAACGCAAACGCCCAGGAGGCGGAGCACGUGUAAAUGCUGCUAACCUUGAGGCACUAAAGCGAAGACAGGAAGAGAGGGAACGUCAACGGCAGGAAGAGGCACAAAAGGAGCUGCGUGGUCGCGGUGUGCACGAUGUUGUAAGACAGCAUUAUAAUGCCGUGCCGCAAAGAGGUCGAGAGUGGCGCAAGACGGAUAGCAAGAUCAAAGGGCUUCGAAGUUUUAAUAAUUGGAUUAAGAGUACGAUAAUUCAGAAAUUCUCACCCGAUGAAGACUUUCUAGUCAGGAACAACGACAAUACCUGGGCUGGUGGAUCCUCAGCGGCAGUUGAUGGAGAGAAAAGAUUGGUUGUGCUGGAUGUGGGAUGUGGUAAAGGUGGUGAUUUGGGAAAGUGGCAACAGGCGCCGCAGCCCGUGGAGCUCUAUGUUGGCUUGGAUCCCGCUGAAGUGUCGAUAGAGCAAGCCCGGGAGCGAUACUACGGGAUGAAGCACGACAAAAAAAGGCGCAGGGGAAACGCACUAUUUCAGGCUGAAUUUCAUGCAAAAGACUGCUUUGGUGAAUCUCUUGGCGACUUGUCUAUUAUUCAACGUGUCGGGAUUGAUAGUAACAUCGGGCCAAACGGAUCUCUCAUGAGUUCCCGCUGGGGAGGCGGGGGGUUUGACAUUGUGGCGUCAAUGUUCACUAUGCAUUACGCGUUCGAAAGCGAAGAGAAAGCGAGGCAGAUGCUUCAGAACGUUGCUGGCUCCCUUAAGAAAGGCGGAAGGUUUCUUGGUGUUGGCCCAAAUUCUGACGUUCUUAGCGCUAAGGUGUCUGAAUUGAACAAGGGUCGCAAAGAGAAAUCAGAUGUUAGUGCUCCGGAGCAGGGGGAAGUUGAGGAAGGACUGGAGUGGGGAAACAGCAUCUAUCGGGUCCGGUUUCCGGGUGAGACACCAGAAGACGGUGUGUUCAGACCCGCUUUUGGGUGGAAAUAUAGCUAUUUUAUGGAGGAGGCGGUGGAAGAGAUCCCAGAAUAUGUUGUUCCAUGGGAAGCAUUCCGAGCACUAACGCAAGACUACAAUUUGGAGCUGCAAUAUCGGAAACCAUUUCUUGACAUUUGGCGAGAGGAGAAGGAUGAUCCCAUUCUUGGUCCCCUGAGUGAACGAAUGGGAGUUCGCUCGCGGGAUGGGACACUAUUGGUCAACGAAGAAGAGUUCGAAGCUGCAAGUACGUACACCUUUUUUGUUUUAUACCGCUUGUCGAAUGCCUAUUCGAGCGCCUCCGACGGCUAA